AUGGCUCACAACAACUUCGUCAUUAACACUCCAGCGCCCAAUGUUUCGUUCUUCACUCCUGCUCAAGAGAUCCCCGCGGGUACGGCAAUCGACCCCCAACCAAGCGGAAAGCCCAUACCAACACUGUUUCAGCCGCUGAAAAUUCGCGGCGUAGAAUUCCAGAAUCGUAUAUUUUUGGCUCCCCUUUGCCAAUACUCUGCGGAUGACGGUAAACCCACGUCGUGGCAUCUUGCUCAUUUGGGUGGGAUUUUCAAACGCGGCCCCGGCUUGUCCUUCGUGGAGGCGACCGCCGUCCUAUCAGAGGGCCGUAUCACGCCGCAGGAUGCCGGCAUUUGGUCAGACGACCACAUAGAACCAUGGAAGCACAUCGUCGACUUUGCGCACUCUCAAAACCAGAAAAUCGGCAUUCAACUCGCCCAUGCGGGACGCAAGGCAUCUACUGUCGCUCCAUGGCUGAACAGAGGUCUAGCUGCAUCAGAAAUUGAUGGCGGUUGGCCUGAUAACGUCUUUGGACCGAGUGCUAUUCAGUACAAUGAAGGAUUCCCUCAUCCACAGGAGCUGACAAAGGCCGGUAUCAAGGGCGUUGUUCGCGCAUUCGUGGACGCUGCGAGAAGAUCGCUCAAAGCGGGUUUCGACGUGAUCGAAGUCCAUGCUGCACAUGGAUUCCUCUUGAACGAAUUUUUGACACCUAUUUCAAACACGCGCACGGAUGAAUAUGGUGGUAGCUUCGAGAACCGGAUACGACUGCUGAUCGAAGUCGUGGAUGCUGUGAGAGCAGUCAUUCCUGCCACGAUGCCUCUUUUUGUUCGCGUGUCCGCCACAGAUUACCUCGACGAGGUAUUCCCGAACGAAGCGUGGCGCCUUGAAGACACCGUCCGACUAGCAGCAAUUCUUGCCGAACACGGUGUCGAUCUUAUCGACGUAUCCAGCGGCGGUGUUCAUCCUGCACAGAAAUUGAAGUCAGCGCCAUUUGCGACACAGGUCCCGCUCUCCAGAGCGAUCCGAGCUGCGAACGGAGAAAAGAUUCUCGUUGGUGCCGUUGGGGGUAUCACGACUGGCCAGUACGCACAAGAGAUCCUCGACGAGGGCUCUGCAGACGUGAUCUUUGUUGGGCGACAGUUCCAAAAGGAUCCUUCAGCUGUCUGGACUUUUGCUCGAGACCUCGGAGUCUCAGUCACCGUAGCACAUCAGAUUGAGUGGGUGUUUGCUGGCAGGGGCAGUGGCGGGAAGCGCACGGGCGUAUAG
Messenger RNA from Fibroporia radiculosa, 1245 nucleotides. RefSeq lists its product as uncharacterized. The transcript is spliced from 5 exons. Gene Ontology annotation, cellular component: intracellular anatomical structure. Gene Ontology annotation, molecular function: FMN binding; NADP binding; NADPH dehydrogenase activity. The coding region runs from base 1 to 1245 and encodes 414 amino acids. Lineage: Eukaryota; Fungi; Basidiomycota; Agaricomycetes; Polyporales; Fibroporiaceae. The record is from RefSeq and is a predicted model, not a curated record.